AUGGACAAGACCCUCUCGAGUUCAUCAUGGGAUCUCUUGCUCUGGAAUCUCUUGGCUGUUGACAAUGGCAUUCGUAAACAAGCCGAAGGUCAAUUUGAGUAUCUAAAGCAGAAUAUCUGUAGUGAUGAAUUGCUAUUAGGUCUUGUCUCUAUCGUGCAUUCCGAUCGUCCAGAUGAUAUUCGCGCCUUGGCUGCUGUUUUAUUGCGUCGUGUGCUUUUACGUGACGCUGUAUCGCUCUGGCCACGAGCUACGGAUCAAGCUCGUGUGAUUGUGAAACAAGAGCUUCUUGCGGUACUUGAAGCAGGUGAAGAAAAUCGUGGCAUUCGUCGAAAAGUGUGUGAUACGGUGGGGGAAUUAGCAAGCAGUAUUUUGGAAGAUGGACAAUGGGAUGAUCUAUUACCCAAGUUGUUACAAUGGAACAAUGCACCAAUGAUUACGUUACGAGAAGCUUCGUUACGAGUUUUAGAAAUGGUGGCUAUUUUUCUGGCUAAUCAGAUGACACAGGAAGCGGACACGACGACGACUAGUAACACUGUACUGGAUGUUACAGUGCUACAAACAAUGGCUAAAGGAUUGGCUGAUAGAGAAGGACGUGUAGCUGUUAAUGCUGUGCGUGCAUUGGGUAUGUUGCUGCUAAAUCUCGACACAUUAGACCAAAUACCUCGACCCGAGCUAUUGGUCAGUGCAGUGCCUCUUGUCUUGGCAACAUUGCAUUCGCUGCUGGUAACAAAGCAAUUUGAACAAGUGAUGGAAGUACUGGAAGUACUGAUUGAAGUGGCUGAACCACAUGCUGCCUUUUUUAAAUCGAACUUGCGGGAGUUUGUGGAGACGAUGGUACAGAUAGCAGAUGCGCCAAGAGAUGAGAACGAUGAGAAUGAGAUGCCUGAUGGAUGUAGACAAUUGGCCAUGGAAUUUUUGGUUUCGCUGGCAGAACAGGCUCCUGCAAGAUGUAGACGACUGGCUAAGAAUAUGUUUGUCCAGACCGUCUAUCCUGUGGCAUUUAAGAUGAUGUUAGAACUGCACGAUAUUGAUACGUGGGAUGUUGCAAAUUGCGAGGAUGAACAGUCUGCUGGCCGCCAAGGCAUUGACCAAGAAAUUUCUAACUUUGACGUGGGCUCUGAGGCAUUGGAACGAUUAGUUGCUGCAUUGGGUGCUAAACGCUCACUUCCUACGUGCUUUGCACUUAUUCAAGAGUAUGCUGCUCGUUCCGACAAUUGGGUGAGCCGUCAUGCGGCCUUGGUUGGUCUCUGCCAGAUCCUCGACGCUCUCGACAACGACAACUUGGACGCUAUCGUACGCCACUUACUCGCUCAGACUAAUGACCCACACCCUCGUGUUUGUUGUACGGCCGUUGAUGUCAUCGGUCAACUAUCUGUCGACCAAGCUCCGCAAUUCCAAGAGGCUUAUCACUCCCAGGCGCUCACUGUGUUGGCACACUACCUCAAAGAUUUUAAUAAGCCGCGUCUCCAGGCCCAUGCAGCCACAGCUUUGCGCCAGUUCAUUGAUAUGUGUCCACCUGAUCUUCUCACGCCAUACCUGGAUAAGAUGCUACACCAGCUCUUCGCUUUGCUGCAGCACAGUCAAGCGAUGGCACCGGGCGCAAAUCAAGUACCCACACAAGCUUUUACCGCGACGCGUGUUGUUCAAGAACAAGCCAUUACUGCUAUCUCGUCUGUGGCAACGGUGGCAGGUGCAUCUUUCACCAAUUAUUAUGCUGCUGUCAUGCCCCCUCUCCAGCAAAUUCUUAUGAAUUGUCUCCAAGAAAGCGUACAGGCUGCAACUACGCCACCAGCAGUGAUGAAGCCGCAGUCGAAUGCACCGAGCUCAUUUACACUUGGUGGUAUCACGCUCGAGUGUCUGAGCCUUAUUGGCCAGGCUGUUGGCAGAGAGGUGUUCUCACGCGACGCUCCUUCUAUUCUCAAGGUGAUGGCAGAAAUGCAAGGAACGCCGUCUAUCGUUGGCAACGAAUUAAUUCGCACGUACCUGCUGCAGGCCUGGGCUCGUUGCUGUACAUGCCUUGGCCAUGAUUUUGCGCCAUAUUUGCCGCUCGUAAUGCCUACUCUCUUGGAGGCUGCAACGCAGCAAGCUGAGUUUGAAGUGGACCCUUCUACAUUGUCUAGUGACGAUGACGAUGAUGAGAGUGGAGGCUCCACGGACAGCGAGGACAUUCAGCUUGCCCAAGUCAAUGACAAAUGCCUGAGCAUCCGAACGUCCAUUCUUGAAGAAAAGGCUACGGCUUGUCAACUCUUGGCUGGUAUGGUAACAGAUCUGGAAGAUGCAUUUUUCCCAUAUGCGGAGCAGGUGACCCAGGUUCUUGCCCCAUUGUUGACUGAGUGCGUGCACGCUGACAUCCGUGCCUCAGCUAUUCGUGCCAUGCCGGCUCUCGUCAAAUGUGUCGCCAUUUCGACCGCGGCGCCUGGAUCAAAGGAUCACAAUGGAACUGCUAUUAAGCAGAUGGUGGAUUUUGCUCUCGGUCGUCUGGUUAAUGCGUUGACCUCUGAGCCCGACGUCGAUCUGGUCGUAAGCAUUAUGCAAAGUAUGACGAGCUGUUUACGAAAUGCACGUGAGCUGCACGUGACGCUAGAGCUGAACGAAGCCCAGUUGCGGGAACUAGUGCACGGUUUCCUCGUGGUUUUGGGCGACAGCUUCCAGCGUCGUGCGUUACAAAGAGGUCGAGACAGCAGUGACGACAUGGAAAGUGGUGAGACGGAAGAAGAUGACGAUGAUGAAGCUUUGCAAUCUAGUGAGAGCCAAGUGACUGAGCAAGAGGUUCAAUUUGUCUUGGCAGAGUGCAUCGGUACUCUUGCCAAGAUUCACGGAGAUGGAUUUUUCCCGGUUUUUAUGGCGCUUUUGUGGGACAAAGUGGCAGCCCUUGCAGCUCCUGGAUGUCUUUUAGAUGACCGUCGUCUUGCUUUAUUUGUCGUGGAUGAUGUGCUUGAGCAUUGUAGUGGGAUUGCAAUGCGUCAUUUGGAUGUCUUUUUGCCCGUUUUAAUAAGUGCUUUACGUGAAGUGAAUGAGCCUGGUCUUGUGCAAGCUGCAGCAUUUGGUAUCGGAGUGUGCGCUUCACAAGGUGGAAAAGCUUUUGCACCACAUGCAAAUGAAUGUCUCGAGCUGCUUUCGAAGAUUGUCAUCCAUCCACGAGCUCAUAGUCCUGAUCAGCGCAAUGCAACGGAUAACGUUGUGGCUGCACUGGGUAAAUUCUGUGAAUUUCAAGCUGAUGCGAUUGACGCUACCGUGUUAUUUCCACAGUGGUUGGAAUUGCUUCCACUUCGUGGCGAUUUAGAAGAAUCACUUGCAGUUUCACGUCGAUUAUGUCGAUAUGUGACUGAUGAGCAUCCGCUUGUAGUGGGUGCACCGGACUAUCGACAUGUUGGCAAAAUUGUGACCGUGUUGGCUCAUGUCGGUGAUGAGAAAUUUUUGCGGAAAAUGAGCAAAAGUGUCGGUGAAAAGGAAGUUUCUCGUCUUCGUCAAGAACUUGCAUCAACUUUUGCUACUCUUCGGACUAUGGUCCCUCAGCUGAUUAUGACUCAGAUAUGGUCUUCUCUUUCAGCCUCGCAACAAACAACAUUGUAUGCACUUUUAGCGUAA
Molecule: messenger RNA, 3588 nt
Organism: Peronospora farinosa
Lineage: Eukaryota; Oomycota; Peronosporomycetes; Peronosporales; Peronosporaceae
Source: the annotation of a GenBank genome assembly